This is a messenger RNA of Talaromyces atroroseus, 3087 nucleotides long. RefSeq lists its product as hypothetical. The transcript has 10 exons. Gene Ontology annotation, molecular function: protein binding. Bases 1 to 3087 code for a protein of 1028 amino acids. The record is from RefSeq and is a predicted model, not a curated record. Lineage: Eukaryota; Fungi; Ascomycota; Eurotiomycetes; Eurotiales; Trichocomaceae.
AUGGCAGAAUACGAUCAAGCAAGCGCCGACAUUAGAAGUUUUCAAGACGUUUUGCGAAAGUUCCCUCCCAGGCCCAACAAAGAUGGAUACACCACCGAGCUCAGGGAUGUUCUAUGUGCGGAUUGUGACGCAAUUUUCUCGUCGAGGGCCGAGUUAGAGAAUCAUCGCUUCACCAAAUUCUGCCCCGGUGCAGCGAUACUGGUCCAUGUCAUGACAAGAGAUAAACUUAUCAAUAAGGGCUACAGAAUCGAGAAGAGACUGGUUCCUCUGGAAAGCUCUCCCCUACGAGUCCCCUGCGGCAAAUGUAAAGAAAUCUUCUCAAGUGACGAAGCGAAAGAAGCUCAUGAAAGCAUACAUGAAACACAUGAUUUCAUAUGCCUGCAAUGUGGUCAGAAAUGCGAUACUCCAUAUGAGCUGCGGCUACACUACGACUACCAUGAUGAUAUGGAGUUCCGACAAGCUCGAAAGGAAGUAAAAGCUGUUCACAAAAGAGCAUCUAGCCACCCGCAUACGGCAUCGUUUUCUAUCCCUUUGAGUCCCACCGAGAAUGUCAUGAGACGAGUGCACAAGCGGAAGUCCCAGAGACUUCUUAAUGCCUGGUCGCUGAAAAAAGCCGGAAAGGGAGAAGAUGGUGAGAUUGUUGCGGUUGCCUUCUCACUUCCGGAGGACAUGGAAAGAGUCCAUGCUGCAGAAGGCACACUCCAAAAUGUUGAGGCGGGUGAUGUGAUAGACUUCCCCAUUAAUCAGUUCACCACUUGGUUGGAUAUGAGGGAUACUGACGUAUGUAACGAGAAAGAGAACUUUUCAGAACAGUAUCGGUCGUCUUUGAACGAAAGCAAGGGUGCUUUAGCUCCUCGUCGAAUGUCCCUUCUCAAAUCCGUUUUUGGGCUGAAACUAUCGAAAAGACUGUCAAGGUCCGAUGCCUCAGCGAGUCAACCUCGAAAGUUAAUGAAGAAAGAGCACUCCGUGCGGUUUUCCUUUGUAUCAAAACCCAAGAGGAGUGCAGAAACCGCAAGAAGUGAAAGCCGUACCAGCAACAGAAUUCUCGAGCAGAUAGAUAACAGUGUCGAAAUAAGUUCACCUCGCUCACUCCAUGCCGGUGAAUACUACGCCAACCCGUUCAUCCACAUGCGGAUUACUCCGGAUGGCGCCAUUGUUGAAGAUUUAUCGGGAAGGCGACGUGUUCUUCAACUAGAGCAAAUUGCUUAUAUAUAUUCUAUUGUCUCUGCUGAUUCUUCACUUGCUACGCCGAGAUCUCAGAUUGAUUCCAUACAAUUCCGCGCGGAGAAGUGUGUGGAAGACGGACGUCUCAAAGAGGCUAUCGUGGCAUAUAAAGAGAUCUCGGAUAUUCUCAAUGAGCAUCCAGCGCUGGACACGAAUCUGCGAGCUAGAUCUGGAAUCUUGCAUCGGAUCGGUUAUAUAUAUAGCGCUCUUGGAAGGGCAGGAGAAUCGGAGCAUUACUUCCUGAAGGCGUUGGCCAUCUACCGGAGGUUAUACGGACGCGACCAACGCGUUAUAUACACGUUGCUGAACGACAUUGCUAAGCUGUGCGAGCGAGACGGGUAUGCGACAGAAGCGUCGGCUCUUUAUGAACGAGUGCUAGCCGGUAGGCUAAGGGUGCUGGGACAUAAUGACCCAGAGACGUUGAACUCUAUGCAAGAACUAGCCAGUAUAAAAUCCAAUCUUGGAGACCUGGAAUCAGCUUUGCAGUUGCUUGAAGAUGCUGUCCCUGCAUUUGAGACAGUUCUGGGCCUUCAAAAUGAAAACACAUUGGUUUCCAUGAGCAUUCUGUCCGUCCUUUAUCAGAAGCUUGGAUUGAACGAAAAGUCACUUGCAGUUUCACGGAAGAUGCUUCCGCACUGUAAAACUAUUGUUGGGUAUGACAGCUCCUUGACGCGCAAUACAGUCAUGAAAUAUCUUGAGGAUUCUGGGAACUUUGACUUCCCAACCGACCUCAAACAGAUCAUUGAUCACUAUCGCCGUUCCAAAUCUGCCGAGAGCUUUCGCGUAUUGCAAACUCUGGGAAGAGCAUACAUGGACGCUGGACUUAACCGAGACGCUUGCGAAGUAUUUUUAUCUCUUCUAGAUGAUACUAAUGGUGCAAAGGGACUGGACUCGUUGGAAUUCUUUGACGCGCUGAGUGCACUAUGUGUAGCUUUGGAACAUCUCGGGCAUUUAGACGAAGCUAUCAAGAAUUACGGACAGCUUUUGCAAUCAAUUCAGAAAACACCACUAGAUCAUCCAUCGCGGUCACGCAUGGACUAUGCCAGGAGCCGAGUGACGGAUUUAAUCCAUCGGCGAGAGGUAUUGACGGCCGAGAGACGCGCGUGGGAGAUGUUUGAAGACGGACCUUGUGUAUCAUGUCAGUCAAAUACAACGUCCCUGUGCAACACCUGCCACAUUGUCCGGUUUUGCAACGCUGUUUGCCAUGAGAAAGGAAGUGUGAAACACAAAUCAUCCUGCAUUCCGUCCGUGACACUCCGGGAAUCUAAAUCUGUUGCAAUCACUCCACGAUGCCCUCCUUCUGUGCAGAGUGAUGCGCUUCAAAUGAUUCUUCCCAGCGAGAGAGGUACCGCACCACCCAGCAUCACCGCGAGCCAUACUGUAUAUCUUGACCCUCGCAACUUCACCACGUUUCGAAUGAAACUGAGUUCCAACGUGAACACUCUCCUUGUGUUUUCCCCCGAAGCCGACAUCCGGUACACAAUCAUGGGAAAUAUUUCCGAGUCCGAAUCCGACCAAGCCACUUUACCAACAACUUCUUUUUCAAGAUUGGAAGGGAAAAAGCCAUUAAAUGUGACUUCUUCUACACUGGGGGGCCACCAGUGGCUCACUCCAUCUUCCCAGGAUUCAGUAUCAAUCACACCGAUGGAACAGACAGCUGCGAUUUAUCUAGUUGUGGCCCCGGGUGAACAGAUGAUGAAAAACUUGGUGGAGAAGCGGGUGCGUGCUCGCAGUGGAGGUGGAGAGAAGGAAUAUUUUGAAGCCCUAGACAUUCCGGAUUCAAAACUCAUCGAGUAUGCCCAGGGUUUAUCAAUGAAUGGGUAUAUGGGAGAAGCAUUUUUGUAUAUUGUAGGGUGGAUGUGA